Molecule: messenger RNA, 7783 nt
Organism: Brienomyrus brachyistius
Lineage: Eukaryota; Metazoa; Chordata; Actinopteri; Osteoglossiformes; Mormyridae
Product: UPF0606 protein KIAA1549
Exons: 20
Coding region: 1259-6157 (1632 amino acids)
Source: RefSeq, a predicted model, not a curated record
AUGAAUCCUUCACCUAAUAACGGCCAUCAGAGGUGGGGUAUUUAAGACUAGGGUACAUGUUCCUUUAUGCGUCGAGUUUCAUUGCGUCAUGUGACAAAGGCGUCGGACAUGGGUCCUAAAUGAGUUGUUCAAUGAAAAAGAAAUACGGAAAAGAUCCAGAGGGGGUUUUAUCUGGAUAGGGUGGGAACAAAGACGGGUGCGUCCAGACUAUGUGAUCACUGUGUGGUUCAGGCGGGGAAGAGGCGGGGGAAACAGCCUAACCCGCUACCUGAACGGAACGCCCCCUCGGUCCAUGACCACAGCUGGCGAUUUCAUCGAUUUUAAAUACGGCAUCGCGGUGGAGGAGUUGCCGGUACGGAAGCAGAGGGAUGAGAAGCUAUCGCCCAGUGAAGUGGCAGGCAGAUUGAUGACCUGAGCGCUGUGCUGGGGGACGUUAUUAUUCAGUAAAACUGUUCACAGCCGUAGCCUUAUAUUGCGUUUGUACCCUGGGACUAUAGUAACACUUUCCUUGAGGUCUAUUUCCUCGCUUUGGUUUAUUGUUAUUUAGGUUUUAUUACUAUUUGGUAUUUUAAUUUUGCAUCAGGAUCUGGUUAUAAGGGCGUGCUUUCGGUCAGCUGCGCGUCUGUAGCGUGGGGCGGAGGUGCAGGCUCUUCGCGUCGGUUGGACCUGCUAUUCUCCAGAUUUCAUCAAGCAGGGGUUGGCGUUAGUACUCAUUCACCCCAGCUGGUUGACACUGUUUUACUCAUAGUAAAAUGUGCGAUAUAACGUGUCUGAUUUUCCAAAUAAGCUGUGAAUGAUAACAACAGCACAAGACACUCCGUCGCUGGUUGGAAAGACAAUAAGGAAAAUCGUUUUAAAUGAAGAGGAUGCGUCGUGAAAUUGGGACAUAUUUUUCAAACCUCUGAAGACGGCCCGGAGUAAUUUUCUUGCACAUAUGAAAGGAUAGGCAGCCGAUUUGUUUAUCUUUAUCUUAACCUACGUUUGCAGACUUUGUCUUUUUUCCGCUGUGCUGAUUUGCUAAGGCUUACAAUAACCAAAAAAGAAUAACGUUUAAAUGUCUAUCUUCGCCUAGCUGCUUCGUCUUCAUAAAAGCACAUUUAGCGGACUGAUAGAAGUUAUUUAAAAGGCAUCAGAUCGGCAGCUGCUUUUGGGGCGAAGCCAAAAGGAAACCUGCACGAGCAGCGUUCCCCUGCAUGCUGCCUGCUGGGAGGGAUCCCACUGUUUCCUCCGGACACAGCAAAGCCAUGAGCCGUAGGAAAUGGGGACUUUAAUCUUAGCUUCAGCCCUAUCCCCCAGGAUCUCGUGGCAUCCUCUUGGCUUUUGUGCGCUUAUGCUCGCAUGGAUGAUGAUGCUGGCACCCAGGGCCGCAGUGGGCUCACCUGUCACAGAUGGAUCUCUAUUGGAUUCUAACAUGCUAAUGGGCAUGCAGAAUGGACCAUCAAGAAGAACAGAAUUGCACCCUGCCUUUCCUUCAUCAUUGUCAUCAUCAUCAUCCUUAUCUUCUUCAUCGUCUGAAGCCUCAGGACCAACAGGUCUUCCACUGGGAAAAGCAAUGGCUCUUCUAAUUGGUCCACAACCCCAAGCUUCUGACCGGGGUCUACUGCCCUCCCAAAACUCUGGACCCCAAGACACCCCUUUAUCUACUCCUGCUCCCCUAGACCCACACUCUGUCCCCUUUUCUUCAGGUCACUUGUUGCCUCUGAGAUUAGUUACCCCAUUGGUCCAUUCAGGUGCUUCUAAUGGAGAACAAGCAAGCACCUUUACUAAGCACAGAGUUUCUAGAGCAGGUGAGACUUCCUCAAUGCCUAUAAAAAGGUUCUCUGGGCCCCCAACAGUAAAAGGCUUGGUUCCGCACAGCUUGCCUCAUAAUAAUGUUGCCCAAGGCAUUCCUCUGUUCUUAACCCCCCUAGAGAUAGUAACUCCAAGUCUCAUACCAUUCAAUAGACUUCAUGCCAGUUCAGCCCCUGGAGAGCAUACCUUAGUUUCACCUGAGCACUUCUACCCAUCUAACACUGUAGAGGCUGACUGGGGGUCAGGGGAUUACUUGGAGACUUUGACUCUCAUGGGGUCAGAGAAUGAAUUCCGCCUGGUUACCAGCCUGCCUUUUGGCAUGCAUGACAUUGAUGCACCUAGUGCUGAGGUUUAUGACACCUUGUUCCCUUCCCGGGUGGUGCUACCACUGUCUUCACUCCGCAUUUCUAGUUCGCAUACAGCCUCGGUGGCCUAUGGUGCCAGUUUACACACUGCAGAUCAAUUGUCAGUCCAACUUUCUCAUGGUUACCCAACACACAAACUGCCAAACACAUCCCUAAACAACGAGGUCAAACUAUCUCAUGACUUAGAUUGGACUGAUACGUACUCUAUUGAACCGACUGAGAUUCUGUUACCUGACAUGAACAGCCUGGAGUAUUACACGAAUCUUCUAGCAAGAGGGAAUGGCAGCUUGGCUGAACAGAGGAGGAAUCUGACAUUCUCGGUUCAUUACGUUUCCAUGGAGGCUAGUCUCAUUGCCCCUACCAGCUCUGUCGCUAUGGACAUGGACUACAAGUCAUCAUCCCCUGACACAAGCUUUUUUACAGAGGGGUCCUCCACAGAUGUGCUGGGGGCAGAAAUGCUCAGUUCUACAGACAGGUCAGAAAAUGGAGCAGUGAAUGGUCCAGAGCAUUUGCUGGAGCCUUCGGCUGUGCCGACCCCAUACUUGUCUCUCUCUACCCUUCUUAGGAAUAGUUUGGAAUCCAAUGCUGUACAGAUGAAUUCAAAUCUGCCGUCAUUGGAUUCUGCCACUGUCAGUUCCCAUAUAAGCACUGCCCAGCUCACUGUCAGACAGAAGCACAAUGAUUCCCCGAUUUCUCCCAGCUCAGCUGCAGUCUUCACCCCUACAACAGCUGGUACUGCACCAACGCCUAUGCUGACUGAUUUACCAAAAGUGACGGCACCUGCAACUGGACCGACUCCUAAUAUCAGGUCCAACCCCACUGCCAUGGCUGAUCAGAGCCUUGUUUCGGUGGGUAUCACAUCAGUGUCCACAGCAGUGAGUACUGAUGAGUGGCUGCCCACAGCCAAUAUGGCAACGGCAUCGACUACGUCCAUGAAAACAACCCCAAAUAAGCCCUAUACCCCCACCACCUUGCUGACUACUACUACUUCCCCAUUGGUUACAACCACCAGAGCAGUCAUCUCCACAACACCCCGACAGUACCUGUGCAACAUCUCCAAGGCGGACUCCUACCUGAUCAGAGUCGGUUUUCCUGUGGAGUCCACCACUGGGUAUGCCAAAUCACACCUUCGGGAGAUCUUGAAGAGAGAAUUCAACCGUUCUGUGGAGCUGCAGGUGCUGAAAGCCCCACCCAACUUCGUGUUCCGUGUUGUCUCGGGGUCUGUGCUGUACACGGCAGCGGCAGUCAUCAACGCCCUGCGGCAGUCACAGCAUGACUCCUCCGUUGCCCUCACCGCCUCGCUUGUUUACCCCAUGCCUAAUAACCAGUACCAGGUUCACUCGGUGUUGCAGUUCGUGCCCCCCCACGUGGACAUACGUGUCUGCAGCUUCACUGAGCAUGUCGAGAAGGGUCUCACCAUGGCCUACUCCGAGGUGCGGCGCCGCAUGCAUAACCCCACCAACUUCAUCAUACAGAUCAUCAACAUCACCAUGGGUGCCACCAAAACCCUGCGCCAGCAGAGGGCGCCAGUAGACAUCACCUUUGCUGUGCGUGACUUCGGUGGCUACCUGGAGGGGUCAUUGGUCAGCAGCCACCUGCGGCUCCUCACCAUGGUGGAGUUCAGCUUCUAUGUGGGCUUCCCAGUGCUGCAAAUUGCUGAACCAUUUCACUACCCGGAACUGAAUGUCAGCCAGGUGCUGCGAUCAUCCUGGGUUAAGACAGUGCUGCUGGGUGUGCUGGAUCAGCGGGUGGGCGAGCGCACUUUCCAGGCCCGGAUGGAGAGGAGGUUGGCUCUGCUGCUGGGAGAGGUGCUGGGGGCCUCGCGCCGUUGGAAGAGGGCCACUAGUGUGGGGAAUAACAGUGUGCAGAUUGUGAAGACUUCCAGGCUGAAGGGCUCAGACUACCCCCUGGAGAUGGUGUAUUUUGUGGAGGGUCCCACAGGGGAGAGGCUGCCAGCUGUGGUCACCUCUAGUCUAUUGAACCAGGUGGAUGUCCAGAGAGCCGCCAUUGUCCUGGGCUACCGGGUGCAGGGGACGCUGGCACAGACAGUGGAGGAGCUGUCUGUCCCACCCUCGGAGACACACACCAACAACGCGUGGAUCAUCGUGGGUGUGGUGGCUCCCGUGCUGCUGGCUGUGGUCAUCGUGGCCAUCCUCUACUGGAAGCUGUGCCGCUCCGACAAGCUGGAGUUCCAGCCUGACGCCAUGAGCACCAUCCAGCAGAGGCAGAAGAUGAAGGAACAGCUCCAGCCUCCAACUGUUAAAGGCUUUGACUUCGCCAAGCUACACUUGGGUCAGCACAACAAGGAUGACAUCAUGGUGAUUCAGGAACCCGCACCCCCACCCCUGCCUGUCAAGGAGAUGACUCCCUCAGAGAAUGGGGAUGUUCUUACCCCCAAGUCAAAGGCCUCCUCCACCAAGCAGACAGGGGCUACCCGCCACAAUUGCAGGAUCUCCCCAUCAGAUGCUGACUCCAUGGGGAGCAAUCCAUCCAGUGGGAGAGAGUCAGCCGAGGAGAACGCCCACAUCCAUGGCACUCCCAGUGAGGGGAAGCAGCUGCGGAAGCCUCCCAAAAAUGGACCCUCAGCAGGCAACGGGGACAAUGAUCAGCAAUCCUCAGCCUCCAUCUUUGAACACGUGGACCGUGCGUCUCGCCCUACAGAAUGCACCCGGCGGGUAGCCAACAAGAUUCAGCUGAUCGCCAUGCAGCCUUUGCCUGCACCAGCACCCAACAGCCCCCCUGUCAUUGAGAGGGUCCUGGAGAGCACUAGUAUCAAUAGGGAGAUUAGGGUAGCCCUGAGGCAGAAGUCUGAGAUCGAGCAUUACCGCAACAAGAUCCGCCUUCGGGCCAAGAGGAAGGGACACUACGACUUUCCCGCCAUGGAAGACCUCAUGGAUGGGUUUGAGCCGAAAGAUGUCUACCAGAAGGCACAGCUGCAGUUCGACAGGAUCCUGGACCCGGAUGUUCAUGUGCCUUCCGUUUACAUGGAGCCCAGGAAGAGCAAGGGGAGGCGGUCCCCCAAAGAGAGGAAGAGGUUCCCGGUGAACGGCAGCCUGGUGGAUACCGACAGUGACAGACUUAUCCCCAUAGACAACGACACCACCUACAGGAAGUUUCCAGGGGUUAACAACAUUGCCUUUGUGUCGGACCCCGACCAAGCACUUGAGCCCCGGAGCCCCUCCCCCAGCGAUGAUGUGUUUGCCACAGCCCCUCCCCCCUACGUACCUCCGCAGCCUUCCAUUGAGGAGGCCAGGCAGCAGAUGCACUCCCUGCUGGACGACGCCUUUGCGCUGGUGUCUCCCAGCUCAGAGGCCAGCCUGGUCAACGCCAGCCCCCCACCCCGGACCCCCCAUGGCCAGUGGGCGCCACCCCACCCUACAGCCCUGCCUUUGAGCCCCGUCUCUGCGAGAUAUACAGAAUCUGGAAUGUCACCCCCUACUGUCCAGGGUGUGAUGCAGAGGCAGGACCUGGGCUCCAGCUACCUACCCCCAAGUGACACUGUCCAUGAUGACCCGCUGCCUCCGCUGGCCCUGUACUCAGGCAGGGGUCUAUAUGCUGAAGAACUGCCCUCAUCUGCCAGACCCCGGCCUGUUGGAGGCACCACAGGUACCCAGCUUCACCACCUGACACAGGUAGGCCUGUCAAGCCAGAUCAGCGCGUACCCUGGGACGGACCAAACCUCCUCCAGCCAAACGGGAGUGUCCAGCUGGGGACCCUAUCAUCCAGAGGAUGACUAUCUAAGACCAGCCUUUUCCCAGAGCCAGGUUCCGGUCUUCCCAGAGUACACCUCCUCUUGGGUUCUCCAGAUGCCAAGAACCUCACUGAGGGAGCCCUCUGCACCACCAGUCCCCCUGGACCCCACUGGACCAGAAUAUCCAGCAGUGUCCCCCGAGGAGACUUCCCCAUCCACCCACUCCUCUGCUUCUCUAAUCAAGGCCAUCCGAGAAGAGCUGAUGCGGCUGUCGCAGAAACAGUCUGCAGUACCUGGUUACCACAACUGAAAUGAUCUCAUGGUCUUUCCCAGAAUCAGCCUGUAAUACCUGGCUACCACGGCUGAAACAACCCCAUGGUCUCCCCGAGAAUCAACCUGCAGUACCUGCCUAUCACAACUAAAAUUCCCCCAAGGUCUCCCUCAGAAUCAUUCUGCAGUACCCGGUUACCACAGCUGAAAUGACCCCAUGAUCUUUCCUAGAAAAUCUGCUCCUUCCAGUCACUUCAGUGGGUAGUUCCCAUGCUUUUUUCCCUGUACUGCCUUGUGAUAGGCUUAUAUCCAGUGCUGGUCAGUAUGCCAGUUACUCAAAAACACAUCAUGUCCAUUCUAGAAAUCAUAGCUUUAGCCACUUUUCAAAAUAUAUCGUUAUUAUCUGGCCCCAUACAUGUGAUCUAGCUUGACUUUGGACCACCCCCUAUUGGAAUACUGUGAACUGCUGAAUGGAAUGAUGGCACUGUUUGAGCCAGUUUUCACUUGAAUGAUGGUGAGAGAUGGUCACCAUAGAAUCUCCAUCACAGAUCUCUUAAUUUUGGUUUUUGGGCGAUAAACUUACACAACCUAUAUCUCUGUUCCAGGUUAAAGACAGAUUCUUUCACAACACCAUAAUUACACUGAAUAUCUUAACAGUAAAGAUUUCCGUUAAUGACGUGGCAGUGUUACUAUACACAGUUUCAGCGGAAGUUGCCCCUGUUCAAAGUGCUUUUAAGAACAGAAACAGCACCUCCAAUUUUUGGUGCUAAAUUUUUCAAUUUGUCUUUGUUUUUUAUUUUUCAUAAAUUUUCAUAAAUCCCUCAUUGCUUUCAAUUGUGAUCAAGUGAGUUAUGAUUAAGAUCGUGCAAGAAUAGACAGAAUGUGACAAAGGGACUUAUGACUGGUGUGACAUGGUGACUUGUGACUGAGGUUAUGAAGGACUCCGCUGGAUGUGGCCAAGGCAUGAGGUCCACGGAGCAUUAAACACUGUUGGGUGUGCAUAUCUUCCAUAAGGCCCGAUCCAGCGGUGUUCGGCCACAGUACUGUUCUGAGGUUGUCAUGGGAUAAUGGUUUAAAUGCUGCAUUUAACAGGUGCAACCUAUAGAUAUCUUAAGAAAUGUUACAAGUUUGUUCAUGUUAACAUGAAAUGUGUUGCAUUUAAAUUAAUUAGUACUCUUUCAGCAGCAAUUCAAAUUGCUAAUCCACUUAGUGGUAUCCACCAGUCAUUUGUUUACUUAGUUGUGCCAGUACCAACGCUCCCAGCAUACAAUCAGUUGCAGGGGGCUUUUUCCUUAAAGUAGCCCUUGUUCACAUUCGAGGGUUAAAUUGGGUCACAGGCUCUGAAAGCAGCCUGACCGUGUUUCAGUCUGUAGUUUCCCUUACUCUGAACUGUUUUUAAGACUCAAUAUUGCAUUCUUUUGCGGCUCGGGAAAGCUUUUGGUUGGAGGCUCACAUACGGCCUUUUAAUAUAUAAUUUUCAUUUCAUGGUGUGAAAUGGAUUUCCUUCCAGCAUAAACUAUGUAUUUUGACAUUGCGUCUGCCAGUACACUCACUGUGUGCAGUAUUCACCCAUCUGCUCCACUGUGUCUGUCUGUUACUGUUUAUUGUUUUUUAUUUGUUUGUUUAUAUGUGUGCUUGUCAAAAUAAACACAAGUAUACUACUUUA